AUGAGUUAUCAAGAUAGUUCUCAAGUAUUAAAAGAUAAGUUUGAUAUAUGUGUCUUAGGACAAGCCCAAACCGGUAAAACCAGUCUUGUAUUACAUUAUCUAUAUGACGAAUUUGUUGAAUCCACAACUUCAGGUGUUGAAGAACUACAUACAAAAAGCCUAAGAUUUCUUAAUCGAUAUUCAGAAGUCUCAAUCCUUGACAGUAGUUCAGAACUAGACUUAUACAAUAAUAGUCGUAGACAACAGAUCUUAAACACAAACAACAUAAUUCUUGUAUAUUCCAUAAAUGAUAUGGAUUCAUUCUUGGCCCUACAUGAUAUCAUGCUCCAAUUCAAAACAAUUCGUCCAGAUAUACCCCCCAUCGCCAUCAUCGCCACAAAAUCAGAUCUUCAACAUACUUGUCGACAAGUGUCCUGGCAAGAUGGACAAGAGUUUGCUGAACAAAUUGGUGCAGUUUCAUUUAUCGAAUGUUCAGCCAAAGAAGGUACAAAUAUAGAAGAAGCUUUCCUCCCGAUAAUUACUAAAGCACUUGAAAGUCAGGCUAGUCGGGUUGUGAAUCUUAUCCCGCUGAAAACUAAUCUAACGAGUGCCAUAACCGAGCAAACUUCGCAUUGUCCUUCUUUGGUGGUGUCUACGACUAUGAGUGACGACUAUACUGCUUCAGAUGAAUCACAGGGGCAUAUAAAACAAAAGAAGAAACAGGCUAAACGCGCCGAAACCGAGAAGAAUCGAAAAGCUUCAUUACUGCAAAAUAAGAAUGAAGCUACAAAGAAGCAGAAUGCGAUUGGAAAGGAAUUUAUGGAAGAUACGACUCAUCCUAAGAUUAAGAAAUUAGAUUCUAGUGCAUCUGAAAGAAAUGAACGACAUUAUACCAGAGAGCUUAAAGAUGAGAGGAAGAAGCAUAGUUCUGGAUGCUGUGUGAUUGUGUAA
Hemisphaericaspora subhashii is the source of this 930-nucleotide messenger RNA. It is a transcript of the gene RAS2, whose product is annotated as Ras2p. Bases 1 to 930 code for a protein of 309 amino acids. Gene Ontology annotation, molecular function: GDP binding; GTP binding; GTPase activity. NCBI's taxonomy places the organism in Eukaryota, Fungi, Ascomycota, Pichiomycetes, Serinales, Debaryomycetaceae. Gene Ontology annotation, biological process: signal transduction. Gene Ontology annotation, cellular component: plasma membrane. The record is from RefSeq and is a predicted model, not a curated record. The transcript has a single exon.